Molecule: messenger RNA, 4755 nt
Organism: Linum tenue
Lineage: Eukaryota; Viridiplantae; Streptophyta; Magnoliopsida; Malpighiales; Linaceae
Source: the annotation of a GenBank genome assembly
CACCUACUCAUUACCGUUUUGGUCUUCUCGUCGGGAGGGGAAAGAAACGCAUAAACGGAAAACGAAACGCGGAGAGUAAACCGAACCCCUAAACUAGAAAAAUGCUCCGAGGUGACGGAGUUGUCCUGUCGCCAGUCGCGUCCCUCUCUCCAUUCUGAAGAAAGUUAGGGUUUAAGUAAAUUUUCUUUCGAUUCGAGCGUAGGAUUCCGCAUUGCCGAGCUUCAAGACCUGGUGGGAAGUUCGGAUUCUUUCGAUUCAAUCUAAUAGAGGGGCAGCAAUGGCUUCCCUCUUCAAGGAUCCGGCGAAGCUCUCGGCUUAUCGGGACAGACGCUUUCCUGGAACACAGGAGGAAUUUGAGCAUGCACUGCAGACCUCGGUUACCGUAUACAUUGGGAACAUGUCUUUCUACACUACGGAAGAGCAAGUCUAUGAGCUAUUCACUCGGGCUGGGGAAAUUAAGAAGAUAAUCAUGGGAUUGGAUAAGAACUCAAAGACUCCUUGUGGCUUUUGUUUCGUCUUAUACUAUUCCAGAGAAGAUACCGAGGAUGCUGUGAAGUAUAUAAGUGGUACAAUUCUUGACGACCGCCCCAUUCGAGUCGAUUUUGAUUGGGGAUUUCAAGAAGGAAGGCAGUGGGGCCGAGGUCGAAGUGGUGGACAGGCAUGGACGGUUCUUUCAGUUUCAAUUGAUAUGUUUCAACAGUUCUUCCCCCAAAACCUCCUUCUUUGGGCGGACUCACUUAUUCCCCAAAAAUUCAUUAGACUUUUCUUUUUCUGCCAUUUUCCAGGCUUUUCUGAUUUCCUUAACAAGGUUAUACGCAGGGGUGGUUAUGGGAAGUUAGUGCAAAAAGAGCUGGAAGCUCAAAGGCAGCUUGUAGAUUAUGGGACUGGAUCGCUUGGUUCGUUCCCUCCGAUUAUGCCACCUCAAUUUGGGAGACAAGGGGGCCCUGGUCAUGGUGGCUCACAUAGGCAAGGAAGAGAUUUUCAUAGAAAGCGGUUCCGAGAUGAUGACCGACAUGCUCGUGGUGAGCCUCCAAAAAGAGCGUACGAACAAGAACCUCGAAGAAACUCUGAUCCUGAAUCCCGACCGGAGAAGAAUCCACGUUUCAGAGAAAGCGGUGACUCUGACGAGGAAGAUGAUGAGAAGAAGGGAAAAGCAUAGCCAAUCUAUCCGUUAUAUUACCUUUGGGAACGUACUGAGAGUGAGAGUUGACAUGAAAUAUCUCGUAGCACAAGUGCUCUAAACAUUUAAGGAUGAACUGUUGUGUCAAAAGAAGAGCGAGGAUCAAUUGUAAACCACCAUGGCAACUUCAAAAAGAACAGUUACUGUUAGAAGUGAAAUAUUUUCCGGCAUUAAGAUCAGAUUAACCAAAUAUUCUCGUUCUCUGUAUAUAUUAUGUGUGUGUCUCUGUGUUUCUGCUGUUCAUAGUGCAGCAGGAAUUUCUCAGUAGCUAGUACACACUUGACACUUGCCCACUUAACAGGAACUUCUAAAGGUAUGGCUUUUAAAGCUUUCUGGUAGUAAAUUAGCUUGUUUCUCUCAUUUUGUAGAACGACUUGUGCAUAAUUCCUUAAUGAACAAUAUACAGAUAACUUGCUGAAGAAUGAAAAAAAAAGCAAUUAACCUUAAAUAGACAUAAUCCUGUUGAAUGAGUUCACUGUUCCAAUAUUAUCUGUAGUUUUGUUUUCAUCGUAUCAAAGAAUCCUUUUUACAUCCCCUACCGAACCACCAGCUUAACAUCAGGAUUCCUCAUCGAUUUCAGCCACAUAUCCGCCAUUAUUCUGGAAGAAAUGCUCCACAACACAUCCUGCUCUUUCCCAGUUGCGACCUUCCCCUUCUUGCCUCCCUUCACAAUUCCAUAAGCUACCAGCCAUUGCAUGGCAGUCAACCUUUGCCGCUCUGUAUCAAAUGCAUUCCUCUUCCCUUUACUUCUCACCUUCAUCCCUCCAAGAUGUAAGCUCCUCACCUUGAACUUCUUCUCUUCUUCAUACUUCUUCUCGUUUCCAUCAACUACUCGACCUCCAUGGAUGAUUACCAAAAUAGGCCCUCCAACUGCUUCAUAUCGCCUCAAUGGAUCCCGGAGCUGGACACAAACAGCUAUAGUGAUCGUCUCUUCACUCUCUCCCGACUUCUCACUUCUCCUUAUCCAGUCUUCCAAAGGAUUCGCAGUUUCCAGAACUUGGCUUCCCUGAACUGGAGAGACAUCAAAGGGAGCUUCUUCAUCAGCCAUUUCAGCCUGGAUUCUCAAUCCUUCUAUGGCCAUCGCUUCAAUCUUCUGCAAUGAAAUAGCCAACACCUCCUCGGCAGUCAAAGGUUCCUCGCUCACGUUCCAUAUCCCUGUCGAGAUCCUCUCUUUCCUCCCUGAGCUCAUUGCAGUUGCCAUAGUCUUCACCGAAGCAAUGGUCCUCGCAGCACUCGAGGUCGCUACUUCUUCUUUGUUCCUCCCUUGGAUGAUUGCAGAGGCUAUCCCUUCAAACGCAACUUGCUCUGCUGUUUUCCCCAUCAGCUCGUCUAGCGGCAUUGUAGACAGAAUCUGUGAACUCAGCUCUUCAAAUCCAACACCAGCAAUCUUCUGAAACAACUCGAACCCACUAAAGGAAGAGGAAGACUGCUGCUGCUGUGUUGAUGCAAGAACGAGUGGUCUCGAUAGCUGCAUCGCGAGCUUUGGAGUCUCCUUUUUAGUCACAAUAACAUCAUUGAGUGGGUUCAUGGCCACCAAGUAACCUCCAUCCCGGGUUUGAACCACGCAGCGGAGUCCCUUCCCGAGAUCCGAGACAUAGGCUUGGGAAGAAUCAGAAUCAGCUUCAGCUGAAUCAUAAUGGAUUUCAGGCAAUUGGCUGAAAUUACUGAACUGGACUCCAUCCAUCCCUUCUCCUUCAUUUUCAAGCAUUUGAAGAAACUCUUUCGUCACCGUCUCUUCACCCGCAUCCAGCUUCUGUGAUUCAGCCUCAUCAUCACCAUCAUCAUUUUCCUCUUCUCUCAUCAUGGAUUCCAAAGCUUUAAUCUGCUGAGCUAUGGAGUCAAGCUCAGACAAUCGGUUCAAGUGAACUUGAUCAUGCACGAUUUCCUUCACGACCUCGCUAGAAACGGACUUCCCUUCCGAAUUCUCCACAGAAUCUGCAUCUCCAUCUCCACCACUCUUCUCUUCUUCUUUGUCCUGAGAAAUCUCCACUCCUUUAUCCACCACCUCAAACUCUGGAAGAAGGUCAACCUCUUCUUCCACUUUCUGCUCACCAUCCUUCUUCUGGCCUGACGAAGGAGGAAGUUGAGGAACAACAACAGGAGCUGGCUCGUCGAGAUUCAAAUCGUCAAUCCCCUGAAGAUCAGCUGGAAUUCUGGCCUGCGAAGGAGUCCAAGCUUCAGCGCGACUAGUAAUCCGAGGACUAGUCACGCUGAAAGACAUUUUGGACUGUUUACGCCCAAAAGAAGGCGUAAAGCUCUUCACUAAACUACUACCACUGGCUUUCGCCCCUUGAUCUUGAGAAGCUUGGCUGUAGAUGUCAAUCCCACCAUCCUUCUCCAUAAUCUGAAACCCUAGCUUCAGGACAACCUCAGCUCCUUUGGCCUUGCCAGCCAGCGUGAACGUGGUGUCCCACUGACGAAUCCUGGUUCCUUGCAGGUUCUUGGCCAUGGAUUCCUGAAUCAGCUCGCUCAAGUCCACCGAGCUCCUCCCGAAAUCGAGCUCCUCUGCAUCGACGGCGAAGACAUAGAUGUAGAAAACCCUCGGCUCGAAUUUCAGCUGCUUGUUGCUGCUGCUGCUGUUGGUAUUUCCUGCAGAAGAAGAAGAAGAGCAGUAUACGUGGCACUUGAUGAAAAGCGUCUCCUCGAAAUCCGCGGCGCCCUGGGAGACCCGGGAAGGCAUGGUGUGAACGGAACCAUCUUUGGUCUCCUUCUUCCUGACGCAGACGGAGAGCCUGAGCCCAUUCAUGGAGGAAGGAAGCCCUUGUACGGCUACCACUUCGACGGAGAAUAAACAGCUCAAUUUCUGCAUACCAAUGUGGGAGAGCGCUCGAAUCGGCUUCCAGUUCCAAAUCCCUCCUUUCUUCUCUGCUGCUUUGCCGUCGUCCAGCUUCUUGCCACCGUCAGGUUUGACGGUGGUUUUGAUGGUGACGUCGUCGUCGUCGAGCUUGGGCCUGGAGCGCCAGGGGGACAAGGACAUGCGCCUGGUGCGGGGGCGGGAGGCGGAUCUGCUGCUGCUGCUGUUUGGGACGGCGGCGGCGUCGGAGGAGGGUUUGAUGAUUUCGUCGGUGGAGAGGAUGGAAGGGAGUGAGGUUCUGGGGAGGGCGAGGGAGUUGGUCCUCCUGGCGGUGGAAGCAGUGUGGGUCUGGUAGAGGGAUUGGCUGAGUGCUUCCAGCUCUUCCAGCAGCUGGGUGUUGGAGUUUCGCCUGCUGGAGGAAGGUGAAUUGGCAGCGGCAGCCAUUGCGGUGGUUGUUCCUUGUGAAGCAGAGGAGGGGAGAAAGGAAGGGAAGGAUAAGGAGAAUGGUGUUGGGUUAUGUUUUCCACAUUUGUGAUCGAGAGGUGCAAGUGUUGCCAAGUUUUGUGGGAUGUGGAGGACUGGAGGUUUAAGCUGAUUUGGUUGGCUGGGCCUUUCCUAAAUUAUGGGGUGAUGGGUGUGCUGAGACGAUAAGAGGAAAGCUGCAGACUGCAGGUCUGGUAUUGGCGAUUUGCGCGUUUGUGGCCUUCGUUUUCUUUUCCAUUUUCCCUGCUGGAAGAGUCGACAGAACCUGAAAGGGAUGGGAAUUACGGGUCCCCCACGG